Molecule: messenger RNA, 276 nt
Organism: Racocetra persica
Lineage: Eukaryota; Fungi; Glomeromycota; Glomeromycetes; Diversisporales; Gigasporaceae
Source: the annotation of a GenBank genome assembly
GUUUUUAAACUUUUAUCAUUAGAUGUACGUGGUAAAUUUUUGUUUAUCAUGGAACUUACAAUUUAUUUAUGGAUAAUAGAUUUUGGUACGAGGUUGUUGAAUGAAGUAAGAAAAUUGUCUGUUAAAGAUAUCAAGAUCAAAAUAUUGGCACCACCAGAAAGAAAAUAUAGCACGUGGUUUGGUGGUUCUAUAUUAGCUGCCUUGAGUACAUUUAAAAAGCAACAAGUCAUGCGCCUGCCCAUGCGUAUUGGCAAAUCAGGUUUCGAGGUAGGAUAA